AGCACUGCUGCCCGCAGGGCUACACCUGCAACAUGCACAGUGGGACCUGCGAGAAGCAGCUGCGCCACCAAACCCCCCGCAGCCGCCCUCAGAGCAAGGUGGUACGGUCCAUGCUGAGGCCGUCCGCUGUGGAGGAGGAUGUUCGAUGUGACGAUGUGGGGGAGUUCCGCUGCUCCAAGCAGGAGACCUGCUGCCGCGCUUCGCCCACAGUGUGGGCGUGCUGCCCCUCGGCCCAGGGCCAGAAGUGUGGAUUAUCGGGGACAGCUACGUCCGCCGUGGAGAGGAGAGAGACAAGGAAACCUGUGGCCCCCACCUUGGCCUAGAGGCCAGGGUCAGUUGGUUUGGCUGGGGCGGGCUCAGAUGGAAGACCCUCAUCCCUUUCUUCCUGCAGUCCCUGAGAGGAAGAACAGCCCCGGAUGUCCUGCUCAUCCACUGUGGCGGCAACGACCUCGGACGCCUGGAGGGAGUUGAGGUUGUUGCCGCAAUGAAGCAGGACCUGCAGUACCUCCACCGGCAGUUCCCAGCAAUGCAGAUCGUCUACUCUACCAUCAACGAGAGACGCCGGUGGAGGGCUGACCAUCCGGGGAAGCUAAAUCACGCUAGGAAAUGGGUGAACAGUGUGAUGAACGCAUUUGUUAGUGUAGAGCUAGGAGGCAACAGCGUAGAGCAUCCUGGAAUAAGGUUUAACUGCUGUGGUUUAUACCUAAAAGACAAGGUUCAUUUCACCAAUAGGGGAAAUGACAUUUUUUUAAAAAGCAUUUCACAGUCUCUUGAAGCGAUAAUCCAGAGUGGGUGAAACUGACACUUUUAGGGCCAAUGCCUUCAGCCUUCUCCACUCUGAAUUGUAAUUUCAACAGUUUUCAAUACUGUAAGAUAUAAUCCAGGUCCUUAAUCUUUAUUCGAUGAUGCUCUUCUCUGCGUAUUUGAUAAAUCAGUAAUUAUAACCUUUUUGGUAAUCAUUUGCGUUUAUCACACUGUUCAUUCAUUUCACUGU
This is a messenger RNA of Gadus chalcogrammus (walleye pollock), 994 nucleotides long. RefSeq names its product progranulin-like. The transcript is spliced from 2 exons. The record is from RefSeq and is a predicted model, not a curated record. NCBI's taxonomy places the organism in Eukaryota, Metazoa, Chordata, Actinopteri, Gadiformes, Gadidae. Bases 33 to 323 code for a protein of 96 amino acids.